Panicum virgatum (switchgrass) is the source of this 1762-nucleotide messenger RNA. RefSeq names its product peroxidase 27-like. The coding region runs from base 375 to 1400 and encodes 341 amino acids. The record is from RefSeq and is a predicted model, not a curated record. NCBI's taxonomy places the organism in Eukaryota, Viridiplantae, Streptophyta, Magnoliopsida, Poales, Poaceae. Gene Ontology annotation, biological process: hydrogen peroxide catabolic process; response to oxidative stress. The transcript is spliced from 4 exons. Gene Ontology annotation, molecular function: heme binding; peroxidase activity.
AACAUUCCAUCGCACCGCCCCGCCUCGAUCGAUUCCCGGCCAGCCCGCCUCUCGGUCUUUAACCAACUCGCGUACUCUGAGAUCCCCGAAAGCGACGGCCGGCCCACCUACCGCUACGGCCUCGCCGCCUCGCUUUCUUCAGCGGAGACUUCACGGAGAGCUGGCGGAUCCCGGCAAUUUUAUACUCGGUCCAGUUCUACCCAGCCCGGCGUCCAAUCGGUCGACCUCUCGCGAUCCCCAUCGAGUUCCUGGCGCGCGAUAGGAUGGUUUCAACGCUUCUUGCGCUGCUGCUUCCGUAAGUCAUAAGCGACGCCGCGCCGGCGGCGACUGGAUUCGAUUCCCGGUGGUCCGGCGGCGCGCGGCUCCGGUUGCCGAUGGCAUUGAAGCUGCAGCUGCUGGCGGCGGCGGUGGUGGCCGUCGCGGCGAGCUGCCGGCCGGGCCUCGCGGACCCCGCGGUGGGCGCGCUGCCGGGGCUCCCGGUCGCCGGGCUCGCCAUCGGGUUCUACAACGAGUCGUGCCCGGGGGUGGAGGACCUGGUGCUCGCCGAGAUGCGCGCCAUCGUCGAGAAGGACCGGACCCUCGGGCCGGCGCUGCUGCGGUUCAUGUUCCACGACUGCCUCGUCAGGGGGUGCGACGCGUCCAUCAUGCUCGAAUCGCGGAGCAACAAGGGGGAGCAGGACUCCGACGCGAGCUACGGCCUCCGCGGCUACGACGAGAUCGAGCAGAUCAAGGCCAAGGUGGAGGCGGCGUGCCCGCUCACCGUGUCGUGCGCCGACAUCAUCAUCUUGGCCGCCCGGGACGCCGUGUACCUGAGCAACGGGCCGCGCUACGCCGUCGAGACCGGGCGCCGGGACGGCACGGUUUCCGCCAAGUUCGACGCCGACAACGACCUCCCGCCCCCCUUCUCCAACAUCGUCGACCUCAAGACCUACUUCAGCGUCAAGGGCUUGGGCUGGAAGGACCUCGUCGUCCUAUCAGGGAGCCACACGAUCGGCAGCGCGCAGUGCUCGACGUUCGCGUCGUCCCGGCUCUACAACUUCAGCGGGAAGGGGGUGCAGGACCCGUCGCUGGACAAGGCGUACGCGGCGUGCCUGCGGGAGGCGUGCGAGCCGGGACUCGAGGACGACGCGACCGCGGUGGCGCUGGACCCGACCAGCCCCUACGAGUUCGACCUGAGCUACUACCGCCGCGUGCGCGGCGACAAGGGGCUCCUCCUCUCGGACCAGGCGCUCAUGGACGACCGGUGGACCCGGGGGUACGUGGAGCGGAUGGCCGCCGCGGCGUCGCCCGACGAGUUCUUCGCCGACUACGCGGCCGCCAUGACCAACAUGGGCCGCCUCGAGGUGCUCACGGGCGACAGCGGGGAGAUCAGGGAGACCUGCGCCGCGUACGUUGACUAGAAGCCAAGCCAAGGCAAGAGCGGCGAUUUGGGGUUGGUUGGUGUGGUGGAUCCGAUCGGCUCGUGGCGGCGGCAGCGUGGGAGCCAACCACAACCAGGAUGCACUUGCCGUAUCCUAUUUGGGGUGGCUGGAGGAUUGACUUCGCCGUGAGGCUGGACUGGAUGCAUUAUUCCUUGCCGCCGAAAAAGAAGUUCGAUUGUACUACUAGCUAGGAUGUAAGGGAAAAAAAAGUCACCUGUUUUGUUCUUCAACUUGAUCCUCCAUUAUUUGGUGAGGUGUCUGAAGACUUGUUCUCGUUCGCGCGAUGGCCAAUUGGCCACUGACCAGGUAAUAUGACAGCUGAGCUGACGUUGCUUUUGUUC